ACACUAAUCAAGAUUCUAUAUAUACGUCUAACUUUUUCUCUAUAUAUUUCUAACCAUCCUCCCUCCCUCUUCAUCAUAUUUAACUCAUAAUAUGCCUUCAGUUUACUCCACCCCGUUUCAGAAAAUGGAAAACGCAUCCCUAUUAUCAUUGCUACAAAACACCACUCGUAGCGGAAAACCCUCCAAGACAGGUGGAGGGAUCUUUCGUAUGUUCAAGCUUCUUCCCAUGUUGACCUCCGGUUGCAAGAUGGUGGCACUGCUAGGGAAGCCACGGAAGCUACUAACAGAUAAGGCCACCACUGGGACGUUAUUUGGCUACAGGAGAGGGCGAGUCAGUUUGGCCAUUCAAGAGGAUCCACAUCGCCUCCCAGUGUUUGUCAUUGAGCUCCCAAUGCACUCGGUUGCAUUCCAGAAGGAAAUGGCUUCAGAUAUGGUGAGGUUAUCUCUUGAAAGUGAGACCACAAGUCGCAAGAAGAAGGUGUUGGAGGAAUUUGUGUGGGCAGUUUAUUGUAACGGGAGGAAAUAUGGAUAUUCAAUAAGGAGGACACAGAUGACGGAUGAUGAGCUCCAUGUUAUGCAAUCCUUAAGGGGUGUAUCCAUGGGUGCUGGAGUUCUUCCGGGCUUGUCGGAAAAAGAUUAUGCGGUUGAUGGAGAGUUGACGUAUAUGAGGGCAAGGUUUGAAAGAGUGGCUGGAAGCAAGGAUUCUGAAGCUUUUCAUAUGAUUAAUCCUGAUGGUGCUGACGAUGGCCAGGAAUUAAGCAUUUUCUUUGUAAGAGUACACUGAAAACAUUAAACAUACAAUAAAAUAAAAAGCGAAUUUAUAAAUAUAUAUAGAAACUGGUCAAUUUGAUUUGCGAACA
Molecule: messenger RNA, 860 nt
Organism: Lactuca sativa (garden lettuce)
Lineage: Eukaryota; Viridiplantae; Streptophyta; Magnoliopsida; Asterales; Asteraceae
Product: protein MIZU-KUSSEI 1
Biological process (GO): hydrotropism
Source: RefSeq, a predicted model, not a curated record